AUGUCUAGUGAUUAUAACUUCCAACAAUGGAAAAAAGCACUUCAGAACUUAGAAAGAACAAUAUUUGUAGAUUUGGAUUAUCAGGAACGUAAAGCACACGACAAAGAGCUUUGCGAUGCUGUCCUUCGAAUUUCUGGAGUACUGGGAAGCUACAUGUCUUGCUACAAUGAUGCAUUUGACUGUCUACAACAAAAUCUACAGGUCCAGAAGACAGUGUAUAUACAAAAGAUCAUAAACGCAAUUGUAUCCAGGAUUUUAGAACUCAAAGAACAACUUCGAAAACUUGAUGGCAGCUAUUAUGAGUACCUUUGUGGAGGUUUAACCAAACAUAAACUGACACCGUUUGAUACGGAACUAAAAUGCUUGCCCUCCAAACAUAUUAGGCCUGAAAACAUUCAACGCAUUAUCAGUGAAGCCUUUCAGAAAGCCCGAAACAAAAGUGAAGCAGAAAUACCAGAAGAGAAUUUUGAAGAGGCAGCCACUGAACCUAAAACUGAUAAUUGGUGGGAUCUGCCUGACGAUGCUAAAGAAAUAACCAAACCAACGGGAAUAAAUAUAACAGCAAUUUAUGAAGUUGAAGAGAAAAUAUCAGAAGAGACACUAACAAGAAAGAAAUUGUUAUCUCUCAUACAAGCACACGAAAAGACACGACAAAUCACACAACGAAAUAUACUGAGACAUCAAAGACGAAUUCUUUGGGAAAAAGAACUGAGGGGGACGUUAAAGCCUCCAGCACGUUUGGAGAUCAGGGAAAGAGGGGCUAAAAUUAUUCAAAAAGUGAUGAGGAAAUAUUUUGAACUGAAGCGAAUAAGAAUUAAAAAUUGUAAAAUUGAAGAACUUUUAGGCAUGAAUGUUUGUAGACACAUACAUCACAACAGCUUUCAAGAGAAGGAAAGACAGCUUUAUUUAGAACGAUGUAAGCUCAUUAACAAAUUUAAUGAAAAAUGGAAAAAUGACUAUAUUAAUAAGAAAUAUCUUUUCUUAAAACAAAGAAAAGAUUCAAUUUCUGAUGAUUAUCGCGAUUUUGUUCGAGACUGGUUUAAGCGAUGGUUUGAUGAAAUACAGUUUUUUCAUCCAAUACCCAAAGAAAGUCAAGGUGGUUUGGUAAAUAUAAUAAAAGAAGAAUUACCAACACCAUCUGAGUGGCUAGAGUUGUAUAAGACAUAUAUGGAACAAAAGAAAGCUAAAAAGAAGACAACAGCGGCUGAGCUAAAGUAUGAGAAAAUGGAAGCUAAAAGAGAAGAGAUGCUCAUAAGAAAGGAGGAAAUAAGAAAAAAGAAGCUGGAAGCAGACUUGUUAAAGAAAAUCAUGAAAAAUCCAAAUAUGCAUCCAGGAUACAAUUUCCCAGCUUCAAAGAAAGUUAUUCAUUUAAAAGAGACUGUCGAAGAUUAUAAAACUCAUUGGUCAGACUGGGAUAAAUUGGACAUUCUAGAAGUUAAACAAGGAUUUAUAAACGAAAUAGAUAUACAAAAUAUAUAUUGUGAGGCUAAUGAAGAAAUUUUACUAUCAAUUGAUGAAGAUAUAAGAAGGGAAUACCAGACGUUAAUGACAGCUUUAAAAGAAGACUAUAAAAGAAACGAGGAAGAAAUGCCAGAAAAUAUAAAGGAAAGUGCGCAACGAGUCAAGAAGAAACGCAAACCUAAAAUAGUACAGGAGGACGUGAUAUUUGAUAAAUUGAGUGACUUAGCUGUGAAAGGCAUCCUAGUUGAAUAUCCUACAACAGAGAUUGAAGAUUUUUUAGGCGACUACAACUUUGCAGGCGACAAACUAAAAUGUGACUUAAAGCUAGUUCAUCCGUUUGGUGGGGAAACCCGGAGUGUAUGGUGGGAGAGAUGUCGUGAAGUGAUCCACGGGUUUAGAAGGAUUCUCCUCGUCGGACCGAGGGGUAGCGGCAAAACUGUUUUAGUUCAUACAAUGGCAACUAUUAAUGAUGCAACUCUAUACGACUUGAACCUAGUGGAAUUUCAAAACAAAUCUAGAGACGAAAUAAAAAGUUUUGUUGCCGCUCUGCUACUUUGUGCACACGCUACGCAACCUUCAAUUAUCUAUAUUAGGCAUGUCAACAGAUUGUACUCGAGAAAGGCUCCAGUUGCUGAAGAAACCAAUUUUGCUGGACUGAGGAAGCUGUUAGUGAAACGGUUAAUCAGAAAGAUUCAUCAAACGGACAAAAUUUCUCUUAUAGGAUCGUGUGUUGUUCCUUGGUUAACCAAAAGCAAACAGAUCACCAAACAUUUUCAGAAUGUGGUUCUUAUGCCGCCCACUCUGUAUUCAACUACGCAGCUUAUGUUAAGGAAUUGGGUUUUAAGCAACAGAAUAGUACCGCCUUCAUUGGACAUACAGAGCCUGGCACGUCAAUUGCAGGGACAUUCUGUAGGAUAUCUCAAAAGAAAGCUAGAAGCAUUCAUAACUGCGAAUCGAAGUAUCAAAAUAGCGACCAGUGGACUGUCCCCAGAUGAAAUCUACGAUUAUUUUUUACAAAGCGUCGAUGAACCAGAAGACUAUGACAAGUAUCAUAAAUGGUACAUUGAGAAAACACACUGGGGAAAUAUAGAAAAGAAACAUAUCGAAAACCAAAUUGAAUUCAAAAUCAACGUCGAACGUUGGAAGGAAAAAAUGGAAAAGAGAAAGAAUAAAAGAUUAAUUAAAUGA
Pieris macdunnoughi is the source of this 2649-nucleotide messenger RNA. NCBI's taxonomy places the organism in Eukaryota, Metazoa, Arthropoda, Insecta, Lepidoptera, Pieridae. The record is from the annotation of a GenBank genome assembly.